Molecule: messenger RNA, 1272 nt
Organism: Cuscuta epithymum
Lineage: Eukaryota; Viridiplantae; Streptophyta; Magnoliopsida; Solanales; Convolvulaceae
Source: the annotation of a GenBank genome assembly
UGAGUGUACAAAAUGUGUAUUCAUCAAAUUUUGCUUAAACAAGUUUCUAUUUUCUAAAGUUGACUAAAAACAAUUAACCCCAAAGAGCUCUCCAACCAUGUAUCAAGAUGUGACUACCGCGGCGGGUUUCAGCAACCAAUACCAUAGUUUUCUCAUCUCCUCCGCCCUAAUCUUUCUUGGGACGGCGCUGUGGAUCUUAAUCGUCCUCAAGAAGAGCAGAAAUGGAAAACAUCAGCCGCCACUGCCGCCAGGUCCAAGACCCCUGCCCUUACUCGGGAAUCUGCUCUCACUCCAACCCGAGCUCCACUCAUACAUGGCUGCCCUGUCCCAAGUCCACGGCCCCAUAUACACCCUCUGGCUCGGCCGGAAGCCCGGAAUCGUCAUCACCUCGCCCUCCAUAGCUCGGGAGGUCUUGAAGGAUCAAGACACCGCCUUUGCGAACCGCGACGUCCCUGCUGCUGGCCGGGAAGCCACCUUCGGCGGCAAGGACAUCGUGUGGAGCCCACACGGGCCGGAGUGGAGGAUGUUGAGGAAGGUAUGCGUGCGGGAAAUGCUCAGCAGCUCGGCUCUGGACUCCGUUUAUGAUCUCAGGCGCCGAGAAGUUCGGGGCACUGUGAAAUACUUGUAUGAACAGGCCGGGAGGCGGGUCAACUUCGGCGAGCAGAUGUUCUUGACUAUGAUCAACGUGAUCACAGGCAUGAUGUGGGGUGGCACGAUGAAGGGGGCGGAAAGGGAAACUCUUGGGUCUGAAUUCAGGCAGAUUGUGACUGGUAUUUCAGGCCUGGUAGGUUUGCCUAAUGUUUCUGACUUUUAUCCUGGGUUGGCAACAUAUGACUUACAAGGGAUUCAGAGGAAGAUGAAGAAGUUGGUUUCUAGGUUGGACAAGGUUUUCCAGACGGCAAUUGAUCAAAGAUCGGGAAUGGGUAGUGAUGAGAUGGGGAGUAGGGACUUUUUGCAGGUUUUGCUUAAGCUAAAAGAUGGAGAAGGUGAUGAGAUAAUACCUUUCACUAUCACUCAUCUCAAAGCCUUACUUGUGGAUAUGGUUACUGGUGGAACUGACACAACGUCAAACGCGUUAGAGUUCGCCAUGGCCGAGAUCAUGAAGGAACCAGAGGUCCUAAAGAAGUUACAUGAAGAGAUAGACACUAUAGUGGGAAAGGACAACAUAGUUGAAGAGUCUCACAUUCACCAACUUCCAUAUUUGUCUGCAGUAAUGAAAGAAACUCUUCGCUUGCACCCUGUCCUGCCGCUUUUGGUGCCUCAUAGCCCGAG